Closterium sp. NIES-67 is the source of this 3354-nucleotide messenger RNA. The record is from the annotation of a GenBank genome assembly. NCBI's taxonomy places the organism in Eukaryota, Viridiplantae, Streptophyta, Zygnematophyceae, Desmidiales, Closteriaceae.
GAGGAAUGGAGCGGACGGAUGAGGAGUGCCUUCAAACGCUACAAGCUCCUGAAGAUUGCUGUUGGGGAAGAGAAGAUGCCGGAAGAAGGCGAAGCACGUGAACGGUGGAUUGAGAAAAGCACGGUGCUUUUCGACCUCAUCCUUCAAUCGGUCAACAAGGAGAUGUUCGAGCACAUCAAGGAUCUUGUGGAAGCGGAUGAUUCGGAUCAAUGGACACCUGAGUGGCUAAGGCAGCAGAUUCUGCAGGAGGACUUCCGCAGACGCCAUGUGGGAGGCGGUGCUGCCACUAAGACUGCUGAGGGGUAUGGAGCUGCAGGGCGCGGCAGAGGAAGAGGGGGUUGGAGAGGCCGAGGCCGUGGGAGGAGCUUUGGCAGAGGUAGAGGCCGAGGUGACUAUAAUGAGGGGCAUGGGAGCUCUAGUGGCAGGGGGAGUACCAGAAUGGAGGGCACCUGCUGGUACUGCAAGAAGAUAGGGCAUCCUUGGUUCAAGUGCUUCAGCAGGCCGGAGGGAUGGGCACCUCCAGGCAUGAAGCCACCCAGUGGUGAACGCGCACAAGGUGGCGCUGUGCAAGAUGAAGGUGCACAAGGUAACGCCUAUCCUGGGAUGUAUCUCAUGGUUGAGGAUGUGCAUGGGCAUGAGGGUGAUGUGGGAUCUGUCGGAAAGGUUGUGAUGCACCCUCUCACGCACUGGGUGAUUGAUUCGGGUUGCACCAGUCACAUGACCCCACGGGCAGAUUUGCUUGAUGAGGUAAAACCCCCUGGGAAGAUUAAGUAUGUGGCAGCAGCGUCAGGUGCUUUGCUCCCCGUGAUUGGUGUUGGGAAUGCCAAGGUUAAGGGAGCUAAUGGGGAGCUUGUGGGGCUUGGGAAUGUUCUGCUGGUUAAAGGCUUGUCUGCUAACCUUCUCUCUGUGCGGCGGCUGCAGAAGAGUAAGGCCGAAGUGACCUUUGGACCAACCAGCUGCCGUGCUAAGCUUGGGAAGAAGGUGCUGUGGAGUCUGGAAGAGGAGACCAGCUGCAUCAAGGACCUGUGGCAGCUGCCCAUCAUCCCUUGGAAUGGGAAGACUCCAACAGCAGCAACGGCAGCAGUGGCAAAGGCAACAGCAGGAGGAGAUGCAACUGCACCAACUGAUGGGGUCCUGGAAGCAGUCAAGAAAGUGCAGAAGCAGCAGACACAUGGUGAGGUGCUUGCUGGUGUGGAUGCGAGUGCGGCAUGGGCUAAGGCUUCAUCAAGGAGUGGAGAGGCCGAUUGGGAGACAUGGCAUGAGAGGCUGUGUCAUGUGAACUUCCCUAUGCUGCAGAAGUUGGUGAAGAAUGGGAGCCUGAAGGGCUUGGAGGUGAAAGGGGAAGUGAAGGAGAUUGGGAGCUGCCCUACAUGCUUGGAGACCAAGUUCUCCAAGUUCCCCUUCAACAGCACUACAGGACCAGCCAAGACCCCACUUGCACUUGUGCACAUGGAUGUGGUGGGGCCCACAAGAGCGCCUUCCCUCUCAGGCAGCCGCUAUUUCUUGACAAUUGUGGAUGACCACACUCGGGCAGUGUGGGUUUACCCUUUGAAGAGCAAGGGGGAGGUGGCAGCGGCUGUCCUUAAGGAGUGGAUGCCUAGAGCUCAGAGGGAAUGCGGAUACAAGGUGAAGGUGAUCCGCAGUGACAAUGGUGGGGAGUUCAUUGGAGCUGAUUUUGAGGGGGAGUUGAAGAGGAAGGGGAUCCAGCAUCAACUGACAGUGCCCUACAACCCGCAGCAGAAUGGCGUGGCUGAGAGGUUCAACAGGACCCUGCAGGAGGGGGCACGCACUCUCCUUGGGCGUGCAGGGCUGCCUGAUCCGUUUUGGGUGUCUGCACUGAGGCAGGUCGCCCUUGUGAAGAACAGGGUGCUGGCUACAGUUGGAGAUAAGGAGUGGAUCCCAUAUGUCAAGUGGUAUGGGAGUGCUCCAGCUGUGAACAUGCUGAGGGCAUUUGGGUGCAUGGUGGUGUUUCAUGUGCCUAAGGAGAAAAGGGGGAAGUUGGAGGCUUCUGGAAGAUGGGGUGUGCACUUGGGGAUUGCAAAGGAUCACAAGGGGUGGCUGCUAUGGGACUUGACCACCCAGAAGUUGACAGUGUCAAGGGAUGUGAAGUUUCUUGAGUCCCUGUACUACAAGGAAUGGAAGCAGCAGCAACAGAAGCUUCCAUCUACACCGCUCAUUGUGGAGGCAGAUGAGGUGCAGCACCCUUCAAGACAGGUGGAGGUUGCAGUGUCAGAGGAGGAGAUGUCUGGGGUGACUGAGGAAGGGGGAGCAGCUGAAGUAGAGCAGCAGCAGCAGCAGCAGCAUGAGUCUCCACCUCGAGUUCCACACCCGCCUGAGCGUCCUAGGAGGGAUGUGCGCCCUCCAGUGAGGCUGACCUAUGGGGGAAGAGGCAAGCCAAAUGUGGUGCAGGCUGGGAGUGUGGUUGAGCAGAUUGAGGAAGAUGAGAUCGCUCACUGCUACUGGGCACCAAUCCCUGAGCCCAAGACUCGAGAAGAGGCCUUGAAUGGACCAAAUGGGGAGAAGUGGAAGGCGAGUGAGGAUGAGGAGUUCGGGUCCCUAAUUGAGAACGAGACAUGGGACCUGUGUGACUUGCCUCCUGGAAAGAAGGCAAUCACUUCCAAGAUGAUCUACAGGCACAAGUAUGGACCUGAAGGGGAGCUGACCCGCUACAAGUCUAGGCUUGUGGCACGGGGGUUUCAGCAGACAAAGGGGAAGGACUAUGAUGAGGUGUUUGCUCCUGUGGGGAAAGGAACAACACUGAGGGUGCUGUUGGCGAUAGCUGCACUCCUGGGAUGGAAGAUUCGGCAGAUGGAUAUUGUGACUGCCUUUCUGAAUGGGAUCAUUAUGGAGGAGGUGUACAUGAAGCAGCCAGAGGGGCUGGAUGAUGGGAGCGGCAGGGUCUGCAGGCUGAAGAAGGCAAUCUAUGGCCUUAAGCAGGCGCCUCGUGCAUGGUAUCACAAGUUGGAGGAGGCGCUGGUGGCUGGGGGUUUCAAGAAGAGUGAGUGUGACCCCAGCCUGUUCCUGCUGCAGGAGAAGGACGAAAUCCUCAUGCUCUUGGUGUAUAUGGAUGAUAUCCUUCUCUUUUCUGCAUCCACUGCUUUGCUGGACAGCGCAGAGCAGAUGCUGGAGAUGCAGUUCAAGUGCUCCAAGAUGGGUGAGGUGAAGUACUACUUGGGGAUGCAUGUGGAGAGAGAUGUGGAAAAGGGUGUGCUGAGGUUGCACCAGAGGAAGUACUGUGAGGGGCUGGCUGAGAAGUAUGGGCUGCAAGAUGGGGGAAAGCCAGCAACACCACUACCUUCAGGGUUUACUGUGGAGCCAUAUUCUUGAACUUUGAUUGAACUCUUGAGAUUGAGU